Messenger RNA from Protopolystoma xenopodis, 528 nucleotides. The record is from the annotation of a GenBank genome assembly. Lineage: Eukaryota; Metazoa; Platyhelminthes; Monogenea; Polystomatidea; Polystomatidae.
AUGAAUGUUCCAGUAAAGCCAAUCGACAGCUGGUCAAGAGGAAUUCGCCGUCGUCUUCGGAUGGAACCGACCGUCGAAUCUCUUCACCCACUACUUUCACUCGAAAUGGAACAUCCUCUCAUCGUUUGUCUCAAAUGCGAGUGUCCGCUUGUCUUGGAUUGUGGCAACAGAAUGCGUUUGUUCAUUGAUUACUUCUAUCAUGUCAUCCGCAGUCCUGACUGCCUCUUCCGAAAUUUGGCCUCUUGCGGUUGUCAAGGCAAUCUGUACCUCGACAGCACCAUACAGCUACUCGUCAAAGAGACAAGUGAAGCCGAUCCUUUGACCGAACGUGUGUUAAACAAUUGUGGUAUCUCCCCUUCCGCCCUGGGUUGUCCGCGUUUCCGGAAACGCGGGAAUGUUCCACGUCCACGGUUCAACUUUGGAAAUGAUCAUGCAGACAAUGGACCCCGGACUGGGUAUUUUAAUGUUUACCGCGCCAACAGCAAUAGUCUGACUGUCCUCUCCGGUAGAGAGAGUAUGUCUCGUUGA